AUGAAUAAAAAUAUUAUUCAAAUAUACAUAUUUGUUUUUAUAUUAUUACUUAAAGAACAUAUUGUUAUUUUAAAAAAUGAAGAAUUCACGAAUCCUUAUUCAAUAAGAAAGAAGGAUAUGAAAGCUAUUGUAAAUGUUAAUAAUAAAUUGAAGAGUAUUAAUAUACAUAAAUUAGACAAUAUUAAUAAAAAAGAUCUUUUAAGAAGUUAUAAUGAAAAUUAUAUUUUAAUAAAAUUAAAAAAGCAGGAUAUUUUUUCCAAAAAAUUAUCUACUUAUUAUGGUCAGGUACAAAUAGGUGAACAGUCAGAAAAUAAUCUGAACGUUCUUUUUGAUACAGGUUCAUCAGAAGUAUGGAUUUUAAAUGACACUUGUAAAAGUAGUUUGUGUAAUAAUAUACAUAGCAAAUAUAAGAGGACUAAAUCAUUUGUUUAUAAAUAUGAUAAGAAGGGUUUACCUUCGGCUAUAGAAAUAUUUUAUCUUAGCGGGAAAAUAGUAGCUUUUGAAGGUUAUGAUACUAUCUAUUUAGGGAAAAAACUAAAAAUUCCCCACACAAAUAUUUCCUUCGCUACCAAGGUUGAUAUACCAGUAUUAGAGGAAUUCAAAUGGGAUGGCAUAAUUGGCUUGGGCUUUGAAAAUGGGGACUCAAUUAAGAGAGGAAUAAAACCAUUUCUAGAUAUUUUAAAGGAUGAUAAAAUAUUAACAAA
Molecule: messenger RNA, 704 nt
Organism: Plasmodium reichenowi
Lineage: Eukaryota; Apicomplexa; Aconoidasida; Haemosporida; Plasmodiidae
Product: plasmepsin VII
Exons: 5
Biological process (GO): proteolysis
Molecular function (GO): aspartic-type endopeptidase activity
Source: RefSeq, a predicted model, not a curated record